AUGAAUCUUCUACCUGUCGAAGCAAAACUUGAUAUCCUCAAAUGCCUCAACUUUUACCAAUUGAACAACUUUCAACUGUCAAAUCGUCAUUUUUGUCAAGUGAUCGUCAAAUACAACAAAGAAUUGGCUAGGAAAGUGUUUUAUUCUGUUGAAUUGGUUGCUAAUUAUGUUUGUAAAGAGCUGGAGUGUGAUCCUAGUGAAUUGGACUUGGAUGUAAGCGAGGAAGAUAAAUUAAAGUAUCAAGCAGCAAUUCAAGAACGGAUUCCUUUCUACCUUGAUCACAAAAACGAAUCUGACGCAGACGAUAAAACAAAUGAAAUUGGGAAUUUGCUGUUUGAAUCAGGAGAAACAAAUGGAACAUCGCCUAAAUUUCUUCGACUUCAAUUACAACAAUAUCCACAAACAAUUGAAGAAAUGCUUAUUUUUCGUUUCUGGCUUGAAAAGCUUUCGCAUUGCUUCAUUGAAAACUUCAAAGUUGAACAAGCCUAUAUCAAUCCGGACAUUCUCGAAUUAUUUUUUGGCGAUUCCCCGUUUAAAUUCCACACAAACUACUUUUACCUGGUUGAUAAGGAACAAUUCAUUUUUACUAGGGGAUGUGAUCUUUUGCACAAUUACGUUGUUAUUCACGGAUAUCGAGGCUUCUAUUUCCAAGAUAAUUUUGUGAAACUGCGUGGCGAACUGGUAAAAGAAGAAGAACGUGGACUUUAUUUUGUGGAGGAAGAGAAUGAAGAAGAAUCUCCUAAAGUUGUGGAGUAUGAAAUGGUUGAUGUAGAUAAUCCACAAGAAGAUUCAACGAUCGUCUUAUGUUUACCUAUUGGUUCUAAGAAAACGGCUGAUUAG
This is a messenger RNA of Meloidogyne enterolobii, 840 nucleotides long. Lineage: Eukaryota; Metazoa; Nematoda; Chromadorea; Rhabditida; Meloidogynidae. The record is from the annotation of a GenBank genome assembly.